AGCAAGCGGGGAAGGGCCAUGAAGACGGAGAUCUCCACGGCUGCGGGCUUCAUCACCCGCCUCCUCCGGACGCCCGGCGGCAUCGGCGACGAGGAGCUGCGCUGCUUCAGCGACUCUUUGCAGGAGGCGCUGCGGGACCAUUACAAGCACCACUGGUUCCCCUUGAUGCCCUCCAAAGGUUCAGGGUACCGCUGCAUUAGGAUCAAUCACAAGAUGGACCCCUUGAUAGGAAAGGCAGCAGGCAUGAUCGGACUAAGCCACAACAGACUCUUCCAGCUCCUGCCCAGCGAACUAACUCUGUGGAUAGACCCCUUUGAGGUGUCCUAUCGCAUCGGGGAAGACGGGUCGAUCUGUGUCCUCUACGAAGGCCCUGAGCCAGCAGUGAAGAACGCCAAAGCUCUUGAGAGUAUGAGCAGCUGUAAAGAGGAGUGGAGAAUUGGCAGAGCCAGCCCUUCCAAGAACUACAACAUGAUGACAGUUUCCAGUUAAAAAAUAACAUUCCCUGUACAAUGAUGUAUGUAUGUAUCCCACUUUGAUAAUGAAGUUAGAUGGUGUAACUGAUAUGUUGAUUUUCACCCGAUAGUCAUUAAAGUUGUAGUAGUACUGCCAAUUUCUUUUGUUUUGUGGCCAAGGGCUAAUGUAUAAAAAAAGCAGUUCUUUUAACUGUACUUUUUCUGGAUUGUAUACUGUAAAUGAAAUUGUACAGUCAAGAUGAUAGUUUUACAGAUUUAUAUUUUGGAAAAAAAAUCCUUGGCUAUUUGUAAUAAAAAUGAAACUAA
Messenger RNA from Euleptes europaea (tarantolino), 779 nucleotides. RefSeq names its product protein BTG1-like. Gene Ontology annotation, cellular component: cytoplasm; nucleus. Lineage: Eukaryota; Metazoa; Chordata; Lepidosauria; Squamata; Sphaerodactylidae. The coding region runs from base 19 to 489 and encodes 156 amino acids. The transcript is spliced from 2 exons. The record is from RefSeq and is a predicted model, not a curated record. Gene Ontology annotation, biological process: negative regulation of mitotic cell cycle; negative regulation of cell population proliferation.